GGCCGCAGCGGACGACAUACGAGGCGGUGAACGACGGCGGGAAGCAGGCGCUGCCGCUGCCAUUAAUAAUUAUUGCGGCCCGCAGGAGGAUUUCUUUCCUUCCCUCCCCUCCCCCUCCCCUUCCCCAUCAGCGUACAAGAUUGUCUAUAGGUGAUGCAAGAUCCACAACGAAUGAUGAGAAAUAAUUGUGGAAGUCGCCGUUCUCCAUCUCCCUACGGACUUAAAUGCUCACCAAGCAGAGAAACAUUAACAUACGCUCAAGCACAACGGAUGGUGGAGGUGGACAUUGAUGGCAGGCUGCACAGGAUUAGCAUAUUUGAUUCCUUAAAGAUUAUCGCUGAGGAUGAUUUGACUGCUCAAGAGAUUACAGAAUGUAACAGUAAUAAAGAAAACAGCGAACAACCUCUCUUUCCUUCCAAGUCCAAAAGAACAGUUUGCAAAGACAAGAGGAAGGAGACCACCUCAAAGCAUUCAGCUGGAGCCAGUGCUGAAUUACCUCAACCGUCUUUUAGGAUUAUUGAUUACAAGCCCCCCGACGCCUCCCCCCUGCCACCCGCAUAUUACAGGUACAUUGAAAAAUCAGUGGAGGAACUGGACGGCGAGGUUGAAUAUGAUAUGGACGAGGAGGAUUAUGCGUGGCUAGAAAUGAUCAAUGAAAAGCGUAAGAGUGAUGUGCUUGGCAUAGUAUCUCAAGAGAUAUUUGAGUGCCUCAUGGACAAACUGGAAAAAGAAUCCUACUUUGAAAGCCGGAAUAAAGGUGAUCCUCAGUCCCUAAUUGAUGAAGACGCCGUUUGUUGCAUUUGUAUGGAUGGUGAGUGUCAGAAUAGCAAUGUGAUCUUAUUUUGUGAUAUCUGCAAUCUUGCUGUACAUCAGGAAUGCUACGGAGUACCGUAUAUUCCAGAGGGACAAUGGCUCUGCCGCUGCUGUCUUCAAUCUCCUUCUAGACCUGUGGAUUGUGCUUUGUGUCCAAAUAAUGGUGGUGCGUUUAAACAGACAGACGAUGGGCGAUGGGCUCAUGUGGUUUGUGCUCUAUGGAUACCAGAAGUUUGUUUUGCUAAUACAGUGUUCCUGGAGCCUAUAGACAGCAUUGAGAACAUUCCUUCUGCUAGGUGGAAGUUAGUAUGCUAUAUUUGCAAACAAAAGGGUGCUGGUGCCUCUAUUCAGUGUCACAAGGCCAAUUGCUACACUGCCUUCCAUGUGACCUGCGCUCAGCGGGCUGGAUUAUACAUGAAGAUGGAACCCGUACGAGAAACUAGUGCCAACGGGAUGACUUUCAGCGUCCGGAAGACUGCGUAUUGCGACGUUCACUCCCCACCGGGGUCAGUGAAAAAGAUCCUCACUUUAGAUGAGAACGAGGCGGAGGAAGAUGAGGAAGAAAAAGUAGAAGGUGGGGAGAGUCCAAAGAAAGUGUCACCUAAAAAGACCAAAGCCAAAUCAAAACAGAAAACAAAAAAAAUAAAAAAUUUCCUCGAAGAGCGACGAGCUGCAGUACCUGUGGUGACCGUGCCACAGAUACCUACUCACAGGUUAAAUAAACUAUGCAGCCGGUUAUCUAUCCAGAGGAAAACCCAGUUCAUGCAAAGGCUGCAUAAUUACUGGAUGUUGAAAAGGCAGUCACGGAACGGUGUGCCUUUACUUCGGCGAUUGCAUUCACAUUUACAAACUCAAAGAAAUGCAGAACAGAAAGAACAGGAUGAAAAAACCAGUGCAGUAAAAGAGCAAUUGAAAUACUGGCAGAAACUGCGACAUGAUUUGGAAAGGGCUCGUCUGCUUGUCGAACUGAUUCGCAAAAGAGAGAAGCUCAAGAGAGAAGAGGUCAAAGUUCAGCAAGUUGCGUUGGAAUUACAACUUACACCAUUUAUUGUCUUCUUAAGACAAAUUUUGGAUCAACUUCAAGAAAGAGAUCAAGCAAAUAUAUUUGAUCAACCUGUAAGCCUCAAAGAGGUUCCAGAUUAUUUAGAGUUUAUUGCACAUCCUAUGGACUUUUCCACCAUGAGGAGAAAACUCGAAACUCACUGUUACAAAACCCUUGAUGAGUUUGAAAAGGAUUUCAAUCUGGUUAUAAACAAUUGUAUGAAGUAUAAUGCCAAGGAAACCAUAUUCUACCGAGCAGCAGUAAGAUUGAGAGACAUUGGAGGUUCCAUAUUAAGAUGUGCACGUCGCCAAGCUGAUAACAUUGGGUAUGACCAUGACACUGGAAUGCAUCUACCCGAAUCACCAAGUCUGGCAAACUUCUACCGUUUUUCUUGGGAGGAAGUGGACAACAUGCUGAUACCGGAGAACAGAGCCCACUUGUCACUAGAGGACCAGCUGAAGGGGUUGCUGGAUAAGUUGGACAUUACAUGCACCAUGAAGUCGAGUGGAGCACGGUCAAAACGAGUGAGAUUGCUGAGGAGAGAGAUCAACAGCAUCAGGCAUAAACUGGCCCAGCAGCGACAUCUGCAUAACGGCAACUGCUCUGAAUUGUCGAAGGAGGAUAAUGAGAAGCCACUGGUUGAAGGCCAUGAGGAAUGCACUGAAAGAGAGGAUUCGAAAUCUUCACUCCCACCAACAUUGGAGCCUACAGGGCCGGCACCUUUACCCUCAGACUCUGAAACCCACACGGACCCUCCUACCCUCAAACCCGUGAGCGAGAGCAGGGUACAAAGCAGACUGCACAAACGGAUUAAAUCCGACAGUGAUGUUCUGAGCAGAAAAACACUACAAAACGAAGCCCUUGGUGCUCACACUCUGCAGCGGCUGCUGAGCGAUAGCGGAGUGAACGGUCUCGCUCUUCCUACCUCAGACUCUUCGGCGCAGUCCGUCAACGAAGUGGGCAGGCGCACGUCUGUCCUCUUCCGGAAGGCCAAAAACGGAGCAAAGUUACAGAAGGGCUGCGGCCAGCCCUUGGAGAACGGAGACAGUCAGCACCAAGCAGAACAAUUGGCACUGAAUACUGCACCGGGGACACUAUCAAAACUGCAGAGUUUGCGCAAGUCAAGAAAACGACCCCAAAGCUUGAGCUGCAGUUCGGACAGUGAGAGUGAGAAAUCUCCCUGCACUCCAGCAGAGCUAGGGCUUUCUAAUGGUUUCGGAAAACACGCUCAAUUGUCAAACGCAGAGAGCUACUCGGAUUCAGAAUGUGGUUCCAGUCUUGGAAGUAAUGGGGCUUUCGAUAGUAGCAGUGGCUUGUCUCCACCCAAACGUAGCCGAGGGAAGCCAGCUCUUGCACGAGCCCAUUGUCUUGAUAAUGGCAAUGGGGAUGUAUCCUGUGGAGAUUACAGCACAUCAGGGAGGGGAGUCUGGAUACCUUUUGAAAAUGAUGCUAUCUUAGAACCUCUGGAACUAGUUUGGGCCAAAUGCAGAGGGUACCCUUCUUAUCCAGCACUGAUCAUAGAUUCGAAUAUGCCUCGAGAUGGUUUAUAUCACAACGGUGUCCCCAUACCUGUACCUCCACUGGAUGUCAUCAAACUAGGAGAACAAAUGCACGCUGAAGCUGGAGAAAAAUUAUAUCUAGUUUUAUUUUUUGACAACAAAAGAACAUGGCAGUGGCUUCCUCGAUCAAAGUUACUUCCUCUUGGCAUUGACGACACAGUGGACAAAUUGAAAAUGAUGGAAGGACGUAAAUCAAGCAUCCGAAAAUCUGUUCAAAUUGCAUACGACCGAGCCAUGAUCCAUUUGAGCAGAGUACGCGGGGAGCAUGGGUUCCUCACCUCAAACUACAUGUGACUGAGAUAAAAACAUAACCAAAGUUGCAAAAGGAGAUUGUACGAUGUGACAUCAGGCAUCAAAGACCUUAAUUUCUGCUCAUUUGUAAAAACUAAAUACACUUUCUUUAUUUUUUCAUACUUUUAAGCAGAUCGACACAGAGCCUCUGGCACCGCCAAUUCUUAUAUGACCUUUCUUUGACUUGUUCUUGUCACGUUUACUUCAUUUAAACAUAAAUCAUGCUUUAAACUUACGAAUACAGAUCCUGUUGAUAGUGUUUAUAAUGCCUUUGUGUCGACGUCGAGGGGAAGAGAAAACAUGUACAUAAUUGUAUUAUAUUGUUAUACACUAAAUUAUUCAAGGCUGCAAAUAUGAAUCUUUUGCUUCUCUGUGAUGGUAAUGGGUUUUGUACGCACACACUGUAAUUUAUUUGAGAAACAAUACCAUUUGACGUUUGAAAGUAUUUGUUCUGUUAAAUGCAGUGGACUUGUGACCUGUGUAUACUGUGUAGUACAACUUUAAAACACUUUUUAUUGCAUUUUUGAUUUUGGUUUUUAAUGUAUUCGGGCUAUUAUAUCAAUGACGUUGACAUAUCUAGGGACCUAAAAUUAGCUGCGUGUCCACUGUGCUACACAGGAUGUUCAUGUAUUUAUUGUAGAAAGUAAGAUUAUUUGCUUUCUAGUACUGUUUAUAAGAGCUGUAAUGGUUCAGGAAAAAGAAAGAGAAUUGACACUUGCAAAACUGUACUUUUACCUCUGAUCUAUUACAAUCCAACUGUCUGAGGCUAUAUUUUCUCUUGAGAAUUAAAUGUGGUGAUCUAGAAAUGAA
This is a messenger RNA of Leucoraja erinaceus (little skate), 4515 nucleotides long. It is a transcript of the gene brpf3b, whose product is annotated as bromodomain and PHD finger containing, 3b. Gene Ontology annotation, molecular function: protein binding. The transcript has 13 exons. The record is from RefSeq and is a predicted model, not a curated record. NCBI's taxonomy places the organism in Eukaryota, Metazoa, Chordata, Chondrichthyes, Rajiformes, Rajidae. Bases 154 to 3708 code for a protein of 1184 amino acids. Gene Ontology annotation, biological process: regulation of transcription by RNA polymerase II. Gene Ontology annotation, cellular component: MOZ/MORF histone acetyltransferase complex.